CAAAUUUUUGCAAAGAGCAGAAAAUCUGAUCUUUGCUAUAAGUCGUUCUUGCAUUUCACGUAGCUGUUUAUAUGACUGAAGUGUUUAAUAAGAGUUUUUAUUGAGUGUAGUUAGAGAGCAGCUGCAGAAAUCUUAAGUGCUUCUGUUAAUUUUUUUUUCUCUGUAGUUUUGAAACUGCAAAAAUCUCAGAAGAAAACUGGAGACUGACACAGAUCAGGGUGAUUCCUCAACUGUUCACUCUUCUGGAAGAACUGCUUUUGCGGGGUGGGAAUGAUGACAGGGGCAAAAAGAAAAAGAAGUGUAGUCUGGAGGAAGAUCCAGGCUAUUCGCUUUGAAGAUAUCAAACUCUGGUGCAUGAGAAGGCUGCCCUUCUUGAGAUGGAUGCCUGCCUACAACUGGAAGGAAAACUUGAUUCCUGAUACGGUUUCUGGGGUGAUGCUAGCCAUCCAGCAGGUGACUCAAGGGCUGGCCUUUGCGGUCCUGUCUUCAGUCCAUCCGGUUUUUGGUUUAUAUGGCUCUUUCUUUCCUGUCAUUAUUUAUGCCACAUUUGGAAUGGGACAUCAUGUUGCAACAGGAACUUUUGCUUUAACUUCCUUAAUAUCUGCCAACGCAGUUGAGCGUCUUGUUCCUUCAGUCAGGACUAAUUUCACUACAAACAAUAAUUCAGGACCCUUGGGCCUAUCGGAGUUUGAAAUGCAGCGGAUUGGAGUUGCAGCAGCAGUUUCAUUUCUAGGAGGAAUCAUUCAGGUAGCGAUGUUUAUGCUGCAAUUGGGCAGUGCCACUUUCUUGUUAACGGAACCGGUGAUAAGCGCGAUGACAACAGGAGCAGCUACGCAUGUUGUGACUUCACAAGUGAAGUAUCUGCUGGGAAUGAAAAUGCCAUAUAUAUCAGGACCACUGGGAUUUUUUCAUAUUUAUGCCUACAUAUUUGAGAAUAUCAGAUCAGUUCAGUUGGAGGCUUUACUUCUCUCCUUGCUGAGCAUUGUGGUGCUGGUUCUUGUUAAAGAACUGAAUGAGAAAUUUAAGAGAAACAUUAAAGUUGUUCUUCCCAUCGACCUAGUUUUGAUAAUUGCUACAUCCGUUGCCUGCUACUAUGCUGAUAUGGAAUACAUCUAUGGGCUAGAAGUUGUGGGACAUAUUCCUGAAGGGUUACCAUCACCAAAACCACCACCCAUGAACGUCCUGCCUGAAGUAGUCACUGAAGCUUUUGGAGUUGCACUGGUUGGUUAUGUAGCAUCACUAGCUCUUGCCAAAGCCUCUGCUCAAAAGUUUAAAUACACUGUGGAUGAUAAUCAGGAAUUUUUGGCUCAUGGUCUCAGCAACGUGAUUCCUUCAUUUUUCUUUUGCAUACCAAGUGCUGCAGCGAUGGGACGGACGGCACUUUUAUACAGUACGGGCGCCAAAACACAGGUGGCUUGCCUUGUCUCUUGUGUGUUAAUUCUUGUGGUGAUCUAUGCAAUUGGACCUAUGCUGUACUGGCUGCCUAUGUGUGUGCUAGCAAGCAUUAUCAUUGUAGGCUUGAAGGGGAUGCUAAUGCAGUUCCGUGACUUAAAAAAAUAUUGGAAUAUGGAUAAAAUAGACUGGAGCAUAUGGAUUAGUACCUACGUGUUUACAAUAUGCUUUGCUGCUAACGUGGGACUGUUGUAUGGCGUUGUCUGCACUAUAGUAAUUGUGAUUUUCCGCUUUCCCAGAGCAAAGACGCUGAGUUUGAAAAAUGUGAAAGAAGUGGAAUAUAAAUACAAAACAGAAGAUAAUUGCGAAUCACUAAAACAGGUAAAGAUAGUUUCAGUCAACAACCCAUUAGUCUUUCUGAACGCCAAGAAAUUUCACACUGACCUGAUAAAGAUAAUCCAGAAGGAUAGCACAAGCAGCCAGGCGUGUGAAGAUGUAAACAAGUGUGAGCAGAACACGUUGCUCUGUUCGUUUCCCAAUGGAAGUUGUCAUGGUGAGUCAUUGCAGACAUGUCACAGUGAGCGACGUGUUUUGAUAGUAGACUGCAGUGGACUGGAUUUCUUUGACUACACUGGAGUCUCAGUGCUGCUUCAGAUUUACAUGGACUGUAAAAACAGGCACAUCGAUGUGUUGCUAGCACACUGCAAAGCUUCCCUGAUAAAAGCAAUGCAGUACGGUGGAAAUCUUGAAUCUGAAAAUCCUGUCUUCUUUGAAUCUAUUACUUCAGCAAUCGAUGCCGUUCAGAUUCACAGGAGUUACAGCAAGUUCAGUGAACAGAGUGAAGUGUGAUGUCAACCCAUUGAAUAGGACGAGUUUGAUCUGCUCAUAUUCAGAAUGAACUACACCACGGAUUCUCCUUAGUUUUUUUCUCCGGGGGAUCUCUUUUGUAUGCCAUAUAUAUUUACUACAUUCAGUAAUGACAGAUCUGCCAUUCAGAAAAAAAAUGUUUCAGCUGCCACCACUCAGAGAAUGUUCAUACAAUUGUUCUAUAGUGGUUUCAUAUAAUAUUUUUAUAUACAUUUAGGUACAAAUUAUUAGGAAGCAGACAUGAGGUACUGACUGUGUUUACCACUGAGGUAUAUUCUUUUAGAUAUCUGCUAUUGUAACAUUAGUUGUAAUACGCAUCUGUAGUUUUGUGCAUGGAAUAAUGAGACAUUAUGGAUUCUUAAAAACAGUGUAUUAUAAUUGAUACAAUAUAUUCAGGAAGCCAUAUACCGGUGCAUACUGUUUCUAAUGGCUUUACUUAUCCUUUUUUUCUGUUCAAGACAGCCAUUUGCAAUAACAGCAUCAUAUCAGAGCCAUCAUAUUCUUCCAUUUUUCAUACUUUGUUUUGUAUGCCUUUUAAUGCCUGCCAAGGUCAGUGGGAGCACCGUAUAUUCUGAGGAGGCAGAUGUAUGUUGGCUAAAUGCACUGGAUUGUCUGCCUCUCUAGUAGUUGUCUUGAGUUAUUAUUAUGGUUUGCUCAUUUUCAAAGCCACAGGUAUCCUUUAGCUCAGAUCGAAGAGGAAAAAAUGGUAAUAUUUUUCCAAAACUUGUUCUUGUUUCCAGCAUAGAGCAGUCUGCAUCUCUAGUUUGGGCUGUGAUUUCUUUGGUGUUGAAAUCUUCCUCUGUGACAGCUGGGUGAUGACAGUGGAGAGACGCACAAGGCGUGUGCCACAUUUUAGCCCCAAUGUGUGCAGUACCGUGUGCGAGCACACAAAUGGGGUGGAGGAAUUAAUGGGUUGAGUAUUUGGCUUGUAACUAUAUAUUGACAUCAGUCAGAUUAGAUUAUGCUAUGAUAUCAGUAUCAUGUUACGUGGCAAGGCGUAUGACUUUUUUCCUUUUAUCUUUGUUGCCGUACAUGAACGCUAUCAGUAACAUGUAAGACUUGAGCAAAAAACAAUCAAAAAUGAGAAAGGAUGAGGAGUAGGAUUUUUCCUUAUUGACUUAACAAAACUACAGAAGCUAAAAGGUAAACGAAUAUGGCACAGCCAUAACGGCCAUCUUAGCACUACAGCGAAGCGAGAACUAUAAGGGCGCUUUGUGCAGCUGGAGCGUAUAGGCAAAAUCUGGCUAAGCAUCCUGUUUUCAGCAGCACUUACAUACAUAUGUUUGUCUGGACUCUCCUUGCUCUCUCUGCUCAAAGCAGAUGCCUGCAGUAGAUGAGGUGGCUCGUGGAGUGAUUUUUAUGUCUCUGCAUACUUGUGCUAAGACGUCAAUAGGAUUUUCUUCUGGUCUUGGUCAUUCCACACUACUAGAAGAUAAUGGGAGAGAGACACAGGGGUUUUUACCCUUUCAGUUGUGGGUGACACCUGGAGUUAUUCCCUACUUUGUCCCACAGAUGAUUGGAAGUGCUCUGUACAUGUUCUGCUGAGACCGAUUUCAUAAAUACUAUGUAAAGGGUUGAUUAGUAACUGAGAAGCUUGUUAUACAUAGGAGAAAUAAGUUCUGUACAUCGUCCCAGGCGUGUUCAUUUCAGAUGGUGUAGUUGAUUGCCAAUUGCUCAUUACAUCCUCGGACUCGGUAACAGGCUGUAACGUUUGAUUAAUAAAUUCUUCAGACAGUUUUAGUAAUUUAUUAACACUUUAGAAACUAUUUACAUUGUACUUUAAUUGUAGAGGCAUCAAUUGUAUGUCACAGCUGAAUGGAGAUCUCUACUUAACUGCAAACUGAAUAAAUGAAAAAAUGGUAUCUUUUCUACCAAGUUCACUAUUUAUUCUUUGGUGGCUAAAUGUUUUUUCCAAACAUUUGCAGAUAAGUUGGUUAAUGAAAUUGUUAAAAAUAGGGUCUUCAGCAAAGAUAGCAUCUACCAGGAGACUUUCGGUUUUGUUCCGAAUGAUCUUGUAAAUGGAAUAACACAGACGCUUUUUAAAUUCUUUGUAGUGUUAGCCCUUGAUGAAAUCCUCUGCAUCUCUGCAUCAAAUUAACAGUUUUGUAGUGCUAAUCAAAAUGGCUUCCACUUUCCACUGCUUUCAAAAGGAAUCACUUUUCCACAACUAAAUGGCUGGUGUGAGAUGGACAUUUAUGUCCCAUUAUCUGAAAGACCUUCAGCGUCAUUUAAAAAAGUGUUUCGUGAACGUAAGACUUCAAAUUCAAAAUGUCUUAAUGCUGUGAUUACUGCUCGAUUGUCUCUCGGGGCAGAAUCAGGGAUGAAAUACAUUUCUUCCCUUAAAACAUUCUAUCAUAACUCUAAAUUUCCUAACCUUGCAACACUGGGCUUUGGGAUACAGCUAAUAUUCCUGUAAUGUGUUUUACCUUAUAUAAUUAGCCUAAAUUUCUUUCUGUUUCUGAGAAUAUACACUGUUAAUUAGAUUCCUUUUCUGGCAAGUGGCACCGCUUAAGAUAGUUGUUUCUCAGCAGAACAGAGCAUUCAAAAGACCUGUGAACAUCUCUGCCCUUUCAAUUAUUUCUAAAACACCUGUACUGAGCUUAAGCGGUCUGUCAGAGCAGAACUGCUUUACUGAACCACGGUUAGUGGGUGGGGGAGGGUCAUUUCUCUUUUACCAUUGGCCCAGGAGGGCAAAUUACUUCACUACUGAUGCAGUUUCUGCUUCUCCACCACCACUCCUCUGAGCUAUUGGCAUUUACUAAAGCUGGUGAUCGCAUGUUGUCUCUCUUCAAGUGACCAGGAUGACACGUCAUCAGAUCUCAUGCACCAGUGACCGACUGCCAGGAGAUCACCAGUCACCCUGCUGGUGCGUUUGCUGCACUUGCAGCGUCAACUGACAACCAACUGCUCAAUUCUUUGAUGAAGACUUAAGGAAACACCCUAAACCUUCUAGGUUAAGUUUUGGGGGUUGCUAUCAAUUUCAACUCUUUCCUCAAUGCUUCUUUGUAUAGGCUGUCCACUGGCUUCCCUAUGGCUCUGAGGAAGAAUUACUAUGUAAAUAUAUAGGAGCUUAACUCAAAACAUCCCAUUUAACUUCACUAGAA
This is a messenger RNA of Chroicocephalus ridibundus (black-headed gull), 5363 nucleotides long. RefSeq names its product solute carrier family 26 member 7 (gene SLC26A7). NCBI's taxonomy places the organism in Eukaryota, Metazoa, Chordata, Aves, Charadriiformes, Laridae. The transcript has 18 exons. Gene Ontology annotation, molecular function: oxalate transmembrane transporter activity; bicarbonate transmembrane transporter activity; chloride transmembrane transporter activity. The record is from RefSeq and is a predicted model, not a curated record. Gene Ontology annotation, biological process: transmembrane transport. Bases 271 to 2241 code for a protein of 656 amino acids. Gene Ontology annotation, cellular component: plasma membrane.